This is a messenger RNA of Colletotrichum higginsianum IMI 349063, 1584 nucleotides long. RefSeq names its product Integral membrane protein. Gene Ontology annotation, cellular component: membrane. Gene Ontology annotation, biological process: transmembrane transport. The coding region runs from base 1 to 1584 and encodes 527 amino acids. The record is from RefSeq and is a predicted model, not a curated record. The transcript has 3 exons. Gene Ontology annotation, molecular function: transmembrane transporter activity. NCBI's taxonomy places the organism in Eukaryota, Fungi, Ascomycota, Sordariomycetes, Glomerellales, Glomerellaceae.
AUGACUUUGACGACCACAAUUGAGCUGGCCAACGCGCCGGCAACACCUCUGCCAGAGCUAUCCGGUUCCUCUUCGGCAUGCUCACCGCAGCCGCAACAGACAGUCUUUUUGUCCGAGACCGAGCAGCAUGAGGACCUCUCCCGAGGCAAGACGGUGGUCGUCAUCUCAUCGGUGACGUGCAUCACCGGCGUCAGCUCCCUCCUGGCCGGCAUCGUGACCGUCUGUAUCCCGGCCAUGGCCAGAGACGUUAACCUCGAGAAUAACCUAUUGUUGUGGCCGUCCUCCGUUUACGCCUUGACGUGCGGAUGCACCCUCCUGCUGUCCGGCGCCAUGGCCGACCUCUACGGCGCUCGGCAGCUCUAUCUCCUGGGUUGCUUCUUCCAGUCUGUCUUCACGCUCGCCUGCGGGCUGGCGAGGACGGGGAUACAACUGAUCCUGUUCCGCGCCCUCGCCGGCGUGGCCAUCUCCAUGUGUCUGCCGUCCGCCGUGAGCAUCAUCACGCACGCGUUCCCAGCCGGCCGGCGGAGGAACACGGCCUUCGCCUCGAUGGGUGGGGGCCAGCCGAUCGGCUUCUCCAUCGGGCUCAGCAUCGGCGGCGUCUUCACGGACACGAUCGGCUGGCGGUGGGGAUUCCACAUCGCGGCCAUUAUCAACACGGUCAUCUUCCUCGUCGCGCUCAAGUGGCUGCCCGGCCUCGGGAGAAGGGAGGCGGUGACGUGGCGCCGCUUCAGGACCGAGGUCGACUGGAUCGGAGCUUUCCUAGCCAGCGGCUUUCUCUCGAUGAUCUCCUAUGUGCUUGCUAUCAUCACCGACAGCACGCACGAAAUGAAGAAGGCCGAGAACAUCGCCCUGCUCUUCAUCUCGGCGUCCCUCACCGGCGCGUUCGUCGCCUGGGUGGAACGACAGGAGCGCCUGGGUCGGCCGGCCAUCAUCCCCAACUCGCUGUGGAAGAACCGCAGCUUCAGCAGCAUCUGCCUCAGCGUCUUCAUGGUCUGGGGCGCCUUCAACGCGACGGAGCAGCUGAGCUCCUUCUACCUGCAGUACGUGCAGCGGCUCUCGGCCACGAACACCUCGGUGCGUUUCCUGCCGGCGCCCAUGGGCGGCGUGCUGGCCAGCAUCGUUGCCGGGCUCGUCGUGCACCGCGUGCGGGCGGACCUGGCGAUCCUCGUCGCCGUGGCGCUGUCUAGCCUGUCGCCUGUGCUGAUGGCCGUUGCCGACCCGGCGUGGUCCUACUGGCUCUGCGUCUUCUGGGCCAUGUUCAUGAACGCCAUCGGCGCCGACAUGCUCUUCACCAUCUCGAACCUGCUCAUCACGUCGCUAUUCCCGGCGCGGACGCAGGGGGUUGCCGGGGGCGUCUACAACACCAUCGCGCAGAUCGGCAAGAGCGUCGGACUGGCGUCGUCGGGGGCCAUCGCGAGCGCCGUGACGGCGCGGUCCGGCGUGGCGGACAAGGCGAGCCCGGCGGCGCUGUUGGAGGGGUAUCGGGCGUCUUACUGGUAUUGCCUCGGCCUGUACGGCGCAACCUUGGUUGUGACGAUAUGGGGACUAAGGAAGAUUGGCAAGGUGGGCGUCAAGAAGGAGUGA